This is a messenger RNA of Oncorhynchus masou masou (cherry salmon), 8532 nucleotides long. Its product is annotated as chondroitin sulfate synthase 2-like. The record is from RefSeq and is a predicted model, not a curated record. Lineage: Eukaryota; Metazoa; Chordata; Actinopteri; Salmoniformes; Salmonidae. Gene Ontology annotation, cellular component: Golgi cisterna membrane. The coding region runs from base 200 to 2491 and encodes 763 amino acids. Gene Ontology annotation, molecular function: glucuronosyl-N-acetylgalactosaminyl-proteoglycan 4-beta-N-acetylgalactosaminyltransferase activity. The transcript is spliced from 4 exons.
GACCACUGACACGUAAGGAUCCUGUAUUAAUUCCAAGGGAGAAGCUACAUAGGCCUACCUAUUUAGUCGAGAAGAAUGUCCUUUUUAAAUACAACCAGCUGCUAAUGUUUUCUAUUCGGAUUGAUGCAUAAAAUUACCCAACGAGUCGCACAUUAGGGUGCGUGUAGGCUGGCGACGUAGUCUAUAGUCAACGUUGAAAAUGAGAUUUGCAAUGUUUAUUUCUCUGCUGAGGCCGAUCGGCCCGGUUAUUAUCGGUGUUUCUUUGGGAUUUACCUUGAGUUUGCUUAGUGUGAAUUGGGUAGAGGAAACUUGUGUCCUCGACGGGAAAGCGAAUGAAGAAAUACGUUUGGCCCAAGAUGGGAAUUCAAAAGGAGCGAGGAGACCCAAUUCGAUAUCGACUGUGGAUGCCGAGGAAGAUUUUGAGCCAAGAAUAGUGCCAUAUAAACCAGUUCAACAAAGCCAAACAAAGCAACUUUUUCGGGCUAAGUACAUCAGUACAGAGCUGGGGAUCCGGCAGCGCCUCUUCGUAGGGAUCCUGACGUCCAAAAGCACCAUCAACACAUUGGGGGUGGCCGUGAACCGCACCAUCAGCCACCACCUGGACACUGUGGUCUUCUUCACCGGCAUGCGCAACCGCAAAGUGCCCCACGGCAUGUUCGUGGUCACCCAUGGGGACGAGAGGCUCAUAUGGAACAUUUUCCAGACCAUCAAGUACAUCUUGGAGCACUACGUCCAUGAGUAUGACUGGUUCUACCUGGCCCAGGACGACACCUACACCGAGGCAGACCGGAUCCAACAGCUGGUGGAUCACCUGAGCAUAGACCGGGAGCUUUACAUGGGCAGCCCUGAGGAGUUUAUAGGUGGGGAGAUGGAGGGGAGGUACUGCUACGGUGGGUUCGGAUACCUCCUGUCCCGUACCCUGCUGCUCCGGCUCAAACCCUUCCUGGAGAACUGUAGGAAUGACAUCCUGAGCGCCAGGCCUGACGAGUGGCUGGGCAGAUGCAUCAUUGAUUAUGCCAACACCAACUGUGUGGCUGAGCAUGAGGGGCUGCAGUAUUACCAUUACGAGAUGGGCAAGAACUCGGAUCCGAGUAAGGUGAAGAAUGUGCAGUUUAAUAAUGCCUUGACUGUCCACCCGGUAUCUGACCCUGAGCAGAUGUACAGACUACACAAACACUUCACUGAAAUCGAACUUCGGAGGACAUACGAUGAGAUCGAGAAGUUGCAGGCAGAGAUAAAGAAUGUGAGCAAAGUGGCUUUUGAUGGCAACCGGAGCGCCCAGUGGCCCGUUGGGAUCAAUCCCACGUUUGAGCCGAAGUCCCGUUUUGAGGUCAUCCGAUGGGACUACUUCACAGAGGAGCAGGUCUAUUCAUGCAUUGACGGCUCCCCCAAGUGUGAACUGCGUGGCAUUGAUCGGUUGGACGUGGCCGACGUCAUCGAGAGAGCCAUGGGGGAGCUGAACAAGAAGUACAAGCCUGUCCUCCACCUGAAGAAGCAGCAGCUGAUCAACGGCUACCGCCGCUUCGACCCCACUCGGGGCAUGGAGUACACCCUGGACCUACAGCUGGAGGUGGUCAACCAGAAGGGUCGCAGUCGCUCCAUCACCAAGAGGGUCCACCUGGUGCGUCCCCUGAGUCGCAUCGAGAUCAUUCCCAUGCCUUACGUCACAGAGGCCACCAGGGUUCACGUCAUCUUGCCGUUGACUUUUCAGGAACGGGGUGCCGUCAACCAUUUUCUAGAAGUGUUUGCCACAAAUUUGUUUGAGACCAGUGACAACGCCAUCUUGACUUUACUGUUUAUCUACGACCCAUUCGAGGCCCAGCAGGUCAACCAGAAUGACAUAUUCACCAGUGUUAAAGCGCAGAUCAAUGCAUACGAACGCAAGUAUCCGGCAGUGAAGAUCCUGUGGAUAAGUGUCAAGACAGAAACCCCUUCUCAAAUCAAAUUCAUGGACAUCAUUUCCAAGAAGCACCCAGUAGACACGCUGUUCUUCAUCACCAACGUCAACACCAACGUCAACUCCGAGUUCCUCAACCGUUGCCGCAUGAACUCCAUCAACAACUGGCAGGUAUUCUUCCCAAUCCACUUCCAGGACUACAACCCAGACAUUGCCUUCCACAACCAGGAGCCCCCACCCACAGUAGACCUGGUCAAGGACACCGGACACUUUGACCGCAGUUCUUUCGAGGAGGCGUGCUUCUACAACUCCGACUACAUGGUGACGCGCACGCGCAUGGCCUCCGACAUGCAGGAGAACGAGGAGAUCAUGGAGACCUUGGAUAUCUACGACAUGUUUGUCAGGUACUCCACCCUGCAUGUGUUCAGGGCUGUGGAGCCGGCUCUGCACCAGAAGUACCACUACCAGGCCUGUAACCCGCAGCUCAGUGAGGACAUCUACCACAGGUGUGUCCAGAGCAACCUGGAUGGCCUGGGAUCCCGUUCCCAGCUCGCCAUGCUGUUAUUUGAACACGAGCAAGGAAAUAGCACUUGAUCACCAGCCCCCUUAGAAACUUGACCUAGUAUGUGUGUGAUUGUGUGUAUGCAUGAGUGUGAUGUGUGUAUGCGUGCGUGUUUGUUUUAAAACUAAUGCAGUACAUUCCUAAGCGGAAACUUUUUUUUUUUUUUUUAACUAAAUGUUUACAAUAAAAAUGUGCUGUCCGUACAGAAAAUGAUGGUGGAACCAAAUGUGGUUUAAACAUUCGGAUUUGGUGGUCAUCUCAUUAUUUUAACAUGUUACAAAAGUUCUACAUACCUUUGUGGCUCUUGAGGGUAUGGCUUUAAACCUGCACAGCUUUUGAUGCUUGGUCAUUUGCAGUUUAGUAAUCACUACUAAAGCACAUCUGUGUGCCUUAUUUUUUAAAACGUCCGUCAGUCCUCUUGUAUUUUCAUGUCCGUUAUCAUAUCAAGCAAAAUAAGUAGAGAUUUUUUUACAUUGUAUACAUUUUAUCAAUAUUUGAGUCCCUUCCUUUCACAUUACACUUCUCACAUUUGAAUGAAUGAGCUGGCAUCUGCAAUAUAGAUUCACUCUACUCGCAUGUUAACUGGAAGGAAGCUUUACGGCACUGACGUCAUCAGAUGCAGAAUGAGAUUACUUGGGUUGGAUUGAGAGGAUUGGAUGGCAUGUGUUGGUGCUGUAGGUUCCCAUAGGGUGACAUCACAAACAAACCUGUAGAUGUAGAGCCUCUUCAGGAGGUUACAGUAAAAAAUAAGAGAACGAUAUGAUUGUCUUCUUUAGAAUAGGGAAUUAUGUCAUCUUUAUCCAUUACAUUUAUAUAUGCAACGUUCUGAAUGUUUUAACUCUGAAUACACCCCUGGUCAGAUACGUUUGUCUGACGAUAUUUUGUGAGUCCUUGUUGAGAGACUAACACCGGUUGAAAGGUUUUGCUUGACAUGCUGAUUGGUUUCAUACAACCGCUUUCAACACUACAGACUUCCUUGUAGGCUUUGGGUCGAAUUCAGGCACAACGCCUCUUGUUUUAAAGAAGUUCAUUGCACAAAAAGGACAAAGACAGACGAUUCCCACACCUAUGCAGCGCGGAAGAUAAUGUUUGAAACGGUGAAUAUGAUAGGUUUAAUGUGUAUAUUAUAGGGAUGGGCAGUUUACAAUUGUUGAAUGUUCGUAGACCCCUUUUUUUUCGAGUACUCAAAUAACCCAAAUCCUAUUUGCCCUAUAUAUUAAAACAAUGCAAGUGCCAUUUUAAAAUUAAUUUAUUGAAGCCGUAAUAUCAACUGGUUAUAUUAUAUCAUGGAACACAAUCUUCAAAAAGUCAGUAACCUCCGCAUUUGCGCUUGCUUGUAGAACCCUGUGGCUUAGCCUUUUGUUAAUUUAGCAGACAAUACGCUCUUAUUUCCCUAGCCCUUAUCACAAUCAAAACACAUAUUUCAUAGUUUAAAAUACAUUUAAAAAAAUAUGUAAUAUAACAGAAUAAAAUGGAACAGAAUAUUUUUCCAAAUGGAAAAAAACUUCCCAGUGCAAAGUGAUGCGCAUUGCAUGUCGAACAGUUAUCACCAGUGAUCUUUUGACACGUUUCUUAAUGGGAUGAACACUCACAUUGAACACUGCAUGGUGAUGCAUUAUGGCCACAUCUGUUUGUCGAGUAGGCAUAUACUUGUUUGUUCGGAUGAAAAUACGCUCUUUGUCGUCAUCAAACUAAUGUUUUGCAGAUGUUAAGUGUGGAACCUGUAUGUUUAGGGAGGUUUACAGCCUAGGCUAACAUUCGAAAUGGCACUAACAGUUCGCAAAGUAACUUAAGCGGAAAUAGUCAGGACACAACUAUUCCAAAACUGCAGCUGGUUCCUGGAACACAUUUUCCAACUUCAAUCAACCAGUCCAUUUUGAAUUUGUAACUGUGUUCAUUUGGCGUGGAAUGUAGCCUGUGUAUCCAAUCCGUUAGAUACGUGUUUUAUAGGCAUUUUGUUUCUGUAGGCCCAAUGGGAGCUCGUGUGGCGGGGAAAGGGAAUUUGGAGAAGAAAUGUGUGACGCUUGGCUUGGUUUCUUUUUUUGUUGUACCCAGCAAAUGCACAUGUUCAUAUGGAACACACGAGUCGAGGCAAAUGUGAACGUUAUCUAAAGACAAUGUCACUUGCCUUAGUUUUACAGUGGGCUAUUUGGAGAGAGAAAAGUGAUCUCUGGUUAAAUAGAGCUUUUACGUCCGUUGCAGUACUAAUUUACUCAUGCCUACUCGGUUAACGCAACGUGUCUUCAGAUUUCCUGUCUCCCAGUCUCCUCAAACUUAAUAUAAACCAUGAUGUUAGCUAUAUUACUGUGCAACGUAUGUUAUAUUUUUUCCCCCCCGAGAUUGCAAAUAAAUCUGUACGUUGUAGUGCCCAUCGGUUAUGAAUGUUUCAACCUCUGUGUCGAGAAGGGACACACUCUAAAGUGAUUUUCGUACCAGGUUAGGAUAGCAUUUUCGCUAACCCUUUUCCGCAGGCUCCUUACUUGCUACCUUAAAUCUCCCACCGUGCUGUGUAAGUUAUCCUAACCUGCUACGAAACAGUGGCGUAAGAAGAAUUGCCCGUGUUGAGAAGUUGUGUUUUUGCCGUCUGUUCCGGGUUUCAAAGAUCACCAAAAACGACUAACCAUGAGCCUUAGCGUUUCGGCCGCCACAGAAACAGACCCUGGGUCUGUUCUAACGUGACCAACAACCUGCGUGCCCAUUUCUCCCGACAGGGGAAUAAUUGGUCUUGCGCUCCAUGAAACGGAUACGCUCUUCACCCGUUCCGCGCCGAAAGAGCGGCAGAAAAGUCAGACGGAGUGGCAGGCAGCCUGGUGGUUAGAGCGUUGGGCCAGGAACCUAAAGGUUGCUGAUCGAAUCCCCGAGCGGACAAGGUAAAAAUCUGUCGUUCUGCCCCUGAACAAGGCAGUUAACCCACUGUGCCUAGGCCCUCAUUGUAAUUAAGAAUUUGUUCAUAACUGACUUGCCUACUUAAAUAAAAUAAAAACACAAUUUCAGAUGGCACUCCAUGCCCGCUCUUCCAUAGAGAAAGUGGUGUGUUUUUUUUGUGCACCGAUAGAGCAGUGUUUGAACUUGGGCUAGCUGUGACUGGACAAGUUCACAGUAGUUGUUGGUUUCGGUGUGUUACACACAUGUAAUCUCGAUAUAUUUAAAGUAGGUAUUUGAAAUCAGUUGAACAAGACUGCAGUUAUUAAAAAUAAGAAUUUGUUCUUACCUGACUUGCCUAGAUAAAUAAGGUCAAAUAAAUUAAAUUGUGGUAUGUACUGUAGAAGUUGGCAUUCAACAUUGUUACAUUACAUUUCUAUUACAUCAGAAUAUACCUGAAUAUACACUACCAGUCAGUUUUUAGAACACUUACUCAUUUGUACUAUUUUCUACAUUGUAGAAUAAUAGUGAACACAUCAACUAUGAAGUAACACACAUGGAAUGAUGUGUUAAACAAAUACCCACCCUUUGCCUUGACAGUUUUGCACACUCUUGACUCUCUCAACCAGCUUCACGGGCUAGUCACCUGGAAUGCAUUUCAAUUAACAGGUGUGCCUUUGUUAAUUUGUGGAAUUUCUUUCCUUAAUGUAUUUGAGCCAAUCAUUUGUGUUGGGGGGUGUAUACAGAAGGUGGCCCUAUUUGGUAAAAGAGCAUUCCGUGUUAUGGCAAGAACAGCUCAAAUAAGCAGAGAUAAAUCAACAGUCCAUCAUUGACUACUUUCAGGCACUAAGGUCAAUCUGGAAAAUGUCAAGAACUUUGAAAGUUUAUUCAAGUCCAGUUGCAAUAACCAUCAAGCACUAUGAUGAAACUGGCACAUGAGGACUGGCAAAGGAAUGUAAAGACCCAGAGUUGGCUCUGCUGUAGAGGAUAAGUUCAUUAGUUACUAGCCUCAGAAAUUGCAGCCCAAAUAAAUGCUUCUGAGUUCAAGUAACAGACACAUCUCAUCUCACAUCUCAACAUCAGCUGUGAAUCAGGCCUUUCAUGGUCGAAUUGAACACCAAUAAGAAGAGACUUGCUUGGGCCAAGAAACACAAGCAAUGGACAUUAGACCGGUGGAAAUUGGUCCUUUGGCCUGGAGUCCAAAUUGGAGAAUUCUAGUUCCAACCACCUUGUCUUUGUGAGACAUGGUGUGGGUGAACGAAUGAUCUCAGCAUGUGUAUUUGCCACCAUAAAGCAUGAUGAUGGAGGAGGUGUUAUGGUGUGAGAGUAGUUUGCAGGUGACACUCUGAUAUAUUUAGAAUUCAAGGUACACUUAACCAGCAUGGCUCCCACAGCAUUCUGCAGUGAUACACCAUCCCAUCUGGUUUGCGCUUCGUGGGACUAUAAUUUCGUUUUUCAACAGGACAAUGACCCAACAAACCUCCAGCUUGUGUAAGGGCUAUUUGACCAAGAAGGAGAGUGAUGGAGUGCUGCAUCAGAUGACCUGGCUUCCACAAUCUCCCAACCUCAAACAAAUUGGGAUGAGUUGCACUGCAGAGUGAAGGAAAAGCAGCCAACAAAUGCUCAGCAUAUGUGGGAACUCCUUCAAGACUGUUAAAAUCAUUCCAGGUGAAGCUGGUUGAGAAAAUGCCAAGAGUGCAAAGCUGUCAUCAAGGCAAUGGUUGGCUACUUUGAAGAAUCUCAUAUUUUUUAACACUUUUUUUUUGGGGGGGGGGGGGGGGUUACUAAGUGAUUCCAUAUGUGUUAUUUCAUAGUUGUGAUGUCUUCACUAUUCUACAAUGUAGAAAAUAGUACAAAUUAAGAAAAACCCUUGAAUGAUUAGAUGUUCUAAAAAUGUUGACCGGUAGUGUAGGUAGUUUGAAAUUACAUUUGAUAUUUCCCUGCAACAUUUAUGGAAGUUUUUUUUUUUUUUUUUUUUUCAUGUUGAUAAGUAUUAUUAUAUGUAUCACAUUGUAGCCCUCAAUAUCUAAUGGUUUGCUAUCAAGCACACCGCAAUUCCCACUCAGUAUUGUGCAACCAGAGGCCUUUUGUGUGGAUGCAGCAGGUACUAGAAACCUGAGUUUGAAAUGUGAGUUUAAGUAAAAUAUGUGCAAUACUGUAUAGAUUACAACAAACAAAUUGACUGUCCAAUCAAGAACAAGGAUUACAUUUUUGAAGUGUUGCAAGUUGAAUACAUGCUCUAAAUUAUAUUUAUUAACUUAUACCAAGGAAAUAUCCUGUGUAACAACACUGAAUGUGACAUGAACUACAUUGACUUAACUUGCAUUACUGUUUUGUGUGUUAAUACACCACAUUAGAUUUAUGGACACAGUCUAUCAUGACAUGAAAACCUACUUAAAAUAAAUAACGUAAUUCCCUUAAGUCUUGAUUUUUUUUUCUUCUUCCCCAAGUGGUUUUGUAAUUGCAUCCACAAUUCUUAAUGCGUGUCUACUUCACCAGAGACUGAGGUUACAUUAUGCAAAUUCAGAAGGCUGAAGCUCAAAUAGAGAUCUCAAUUUGUUUGCUUUGUAUCUGUGUGUGUGUGUGUGUGUGUGUGUGAUUUUAUAAUUUGUUCUGUUAUUAGCUUUGUUUACACAUGGUAAUAGUGUGCGUGAUAGACGUUUCCUAUUUUGAAUUUUACACAAUGCAUUUUCUUUUUACUGCCACUGUCAUUCCAAGUAUUGGAUUCAGAGUUUGAUCAAUCCUUUUAUUUACCAGUAAUUUGAAGUGUCCAGUGCACUGUAGUAUGUUUCUAAUGGUAGUGUUAACCAAAGCCAUUACUCAUUGACUUGAGAAACCGUGGCAGGUUAGACAUUCAAUCCAUAUCCUCCCUUUUUUUAAAGCAGCUGGCCCAAUGCUAUAUAUAUAUAUAUAUAUAUAUAUAUAUAUAUAUAUAUAUAUAUAUAUAUAUAUAUCUCUCAAAGGGUCCUAUGUACAGUACAAACUGUGAUGUUUUGCCCCCGUUUUAGGACAUUUGUUACACAAAUGCAGAACAGUUCUUCCCUACCAACAGAAAACCAAAAUACUCAUUGGUAAGUCUUCUGUUAAAGAUUUAGCAUGGCGUAUUAAUCCAAAUGAGUCAUUAUGUAGAUAAAACACUCAAUGGUAUACUGAAAUCUUCAAUGAACUGUGAAUUAUUGUAAUUUUGAAAUAAACUAUUUCAGUAUGAACA